Molecule: messenger RNA, 1392 nt
Organism: Hibiscus syriacus
Lineage: Eukaryota; Viridiplantae; Streptophyta; Magnoliopsida; Malvales; Malvaceae
Exons: 3
Coding region: 1-1392 (463 amino acids)
Molecular function (GO): antioxidant activity
Source: RefSeq, a predicted model, not a curated record
AUGGCUUCUUUCUCGAUAAAAGAUUUUGUUGGUGAUGGGGUUCUCAAGGAAUUGCUUCCAAAGCUUUUGGAAGAAGGUUGGGAUGACGUCCCAACUUUAAAGAUCAUGAAUUCAGAUGACAUGGAUGCGAUCAACAUGACACAGAAUCAAAAGGAUGCUCUGGAAAUCAGAACCUACCUUCAUGAUCGUGCUUUGAUGCAGUAUGGAGAUAAGCUAGAGGCUUCUAAGAAAUGCCUACCCGAGCUCCUUAACUUGCGCACAGAGGAGCUAUCUUCUCGAUUCAACAUGAAAAGGGGACAUAUUGCACGUUUCACAGAUAGAGGCAACGCAUGCACGGAUCCUCUACCGAAAUCUUACGGCCUCGCCGCGAGGCAGAACACGGCUAUACCGUCUAGAAAUAACACCAUUCUUAAGAUUCAAUCCAUAGCAAAGUCCUUUAGCAGGAGUAGCACAUACAAUAACAGGUCGCUGGAAGAAUCACUGGCCGACUUCAAGAUUAAAGAUGGAUACAUCUUUAAAGGGAUUGUUGCUGCCAGACCGGCCGAGGCUCGAGCCUGUGGUUGCGUACAACCUCCUCCGGUGGUUGACAGCGUGGCGCCUUAUGCUACUAUUGAAAACAUAUCGGUUCAGAGAUUAACUCCUGUGUAUAAGAUUGGGAUGGAGCCCUUGGUGAAAUCCAAGACUCCACCUAUGAAAGCUUCGGAACUGUGGCGGUAUAAGCCGACUGUUCUCCUAUGCAUUCGACGGCCAGGGUGCAUCAUGUGCAGAGCUGAAGCUCACCAGCUCUAUGCCAAAAAGCCAAUAUUUGAUGCAUUGGGAAUCCAAAUGCUUGCAGUUCUUCAUGAACAUAUAGAAUCAGAAGUGAGUUGUAUACUCUUUUUUCAAAAUAUUUCUCCAAUAAACUUCCUUUUUCCUCAGAUAUAUCAAGUUUUGAAGCAGGUAAAAGACUUCUGGCCACGCUAUUGGGGUGGAGUUGUGAUCUUGGAUCGUACAAUGGGAUUCUUCAAAGCUCUUGGAGGUGGGAAAUUACUUAAAGACAAGUUUCUAUCAGGAUUUUUAUUCAAUCCACGGGCUAUCGCAAACUAUAAACGUGCAAAAGCUAUGGGAAUAGACCAGAAUCUUAAAGGAGAAGGUGAAAUCAAGGGUGGCCUUUUUAUAGUUGGUCAAGGAGGAACUGGAAUAGCUUACCAGUUUAUAGAGAGGAAUUUUGGUGAUUGGGCUCCUGUAGUUGAAGUUGUAGAGAUAUGUGCUAGGUUACAGGUAAUGUUUUUUUAUCUCUGUAAUUCCAAAUUGAUUAUUAUCAUCCAAUUAUUGCAAACCAACCUUUUCUUCAACACGUUGCAGAAUCAACAGCAUGAUCAAGGAGAUUCUAGCAAAUCACCAGAAGAAUGA